GGUUGCUGCUGGGAUUAUAGGUGUGCACCACCAUGACUGGCCUCUUUAAAAUUUUAUCCUGUCCCUGCAUUAAUGUAGGGUGUGUGUGUGUGUGUGAUAUACACUUCUCUGCCUCUUGAUUUUGCAGCUGGUUAGGAUAAUGAUUUCAACCUGCAGGGGAUUAAAAAGAUCAUUCAGUGCCAGUUCUAAUAGAAGAUAACUUGGGGAAAGAAUAUCAGAUUCUGGUAGUUGUCUUAAGGUUUUAGUUAUUAAAAGUGAUUCUUACCUAUGGCAAGGGUGCUGUGGAGACGUCUAGGUUCUCUAUAGUUCUCUCCCUCUCCCCCACCCCCCUGACUUUUGCUGGCUUCCCAGGCCUGCCAUUUGGGAAGGGCGCUGAUUGCUGGAAUUGAGGAAGUUUGCAGAAGUUUCCCCAGCUGACAGCAGUGCACCCUGCCUCUACCCCACCCUUGCCCGCUUGUCAGGAAAGUCAAGCAAUUAAUUGCCUAGCAGGAAUUGCCACUCAAUGUAAUGACUCAUGGGUUGUAAAAAAACUGUUUGUAAGGAUUAGCACAUGCUGACAUUUUUGACACAGGAAUCAAACUGUGGAUUUCCAUCUUCCUUUGUCAAGUUUCUAGAUAAAUGGCCAGAUGGGAGAAUUUUGCAAGUUUUGCCAUAUCUCAACAAAAUAAUUAUUACUGCUCCUGGAAAAGCUACAGCUGCGCAGUGAGGGGGAAUGGACCCAGCCUUUUUCCUGCACCCAAGAUUCCUGAACAGCCAGCUGGAAAUUCACUUAUGCCUCAGGAGACCACAGCUGCAUCUGAACACCAAGAUGAGGACCCACUAGAAGAUUCACAUCUUCAUUUGGAUAUUGAAGAAUUAAACAAGGAGUUUAUGUUGAGAAGUGAAGAACUCUAUGACUCCCUCAUGAAUUGUCACUGGCAGCCUCUGGAUACAGUCCACUCGGACAUCCCAGAUGAGACCCCAAAGUGAAGCAAGAAAAUGUCAAUUGGAACUAGAUGUUUGUUCUCCACUGACCCUGGGGUGCUCUGUAAGAAAGCUGGUGUGACGGUGGAAGACAGUGGAGAUGAACUUGUCUCAACUGAACAGAAAGAUUCCUAAGCAUGGAAAAAAAAAAUUGCCUUUUCCAGAUUGUUGAUUUUCUAAGAGGAAAGAAUUGGGCCUUUGUAAAAGCCAGUUCUGGAAAAUAAAUAAAAGUCAGUGCAGAAACUUCA
Messenger RNA from Ictidomys tridecemlineatus (thirteen-lined ground squirrel), 1211 nucleotides. It is a transcript of the gene C8H6orf52, whose product is annotated as chromosome 8 C6orf52 homolog. The record is from RefSeq and is a predicted model, not a curated record. NCBI's taxonomy places the organism in Eukaryota, Metazoa, Chordata, Mammalia, Rodentia, Sciuridae.